Colletotrichum abscissum is the source of this 225-nucleotide messenger RNA. RefSeq lists its product as uncharacterized. Bases 1 to 225 code for a protein of 74 amino acids. NCBI's taxonomy places the organism in Eukaryota, Fungi, Ascomycota, Sordariomycetes, Glomerellales, Glomerellaceae. The record is from RefSeq and is a predicted model, not a curated record. The transcript has 2 exons.
AUGACUCAUGUGAGCACCUCCGCAGAUGGUGACAGUGUCUGCAGUGCCCCGAAAUGCUUUGGUGAGCAACUUCCAUCGGUUUGCUUCCAGUGCCUGCUGAACGGAAAUGAGCAGUGCGACAAGAAGAAGACAUCAUGUACUCGAUGCUCCGAAUUGGGGCUACCGUGCGAAGAACAAGCGCCUUUUUUGAAAGCCGGAAUGCUCUAUCUCACCACUCUGUCAUAA